GGUGCUGUGUGGUUGGCGAAGGCGACACAAGUCCGUGUGCGGCAUUUCCUCUAUCCUCGAUUCUCGAUUCUCCGUUCUCGAUUCGCUCCAAUCCAUUUUGCUCCAGUCCCGAGUCCUGAAAAGCGCGAUACAACCGAGGACAUUCGUGCGAGAGUGCGAGUGUGUGUGUUUGUGUCAAGCGUGGCAGCUGCAGUGAAAAGGCAAUUUAUGAAUAAAAUAUUGUCCCCGGAAACUUUUGCUGAUCUUUCAAUUAAACUCGGAACGAUAAGAGACCCAAAAAAUGACAGAGCAGGAAACUAAACUGAAAUAGAAAAAAAGGAAGCGAAACUAGGGAGGCAAAUACAAAUAGUGGCAGGACAGAACAUGUAAAUGCGACUGUCCAUAGCCCAUAGAUGUGUGUGUGUGUGGGCGAACGCUUAAUAGGAAAAGCAAAUAGCAACGAGCUCAUGGAAAAUAAAUAUAAAUAAGCCAACGACAACGACAAGCACAACAACAAGAAAAGCAAUUGGUUGACGCUUUCCCUCGUUGGCGGUCAAAGAAAAUUUAUUGCAUUGCACAAAUGAGACAGGAAGAAAACGCAAACGAAGCAAAGGCAAACAUAGAAAAGCGCGAGCAUGGACAAGAAAAAUAGCCGAAAAUUCCGAAACAAAUUGAAAAAUUAAAGUUUUAGCAGAGAAAAACUAUCAGCGAAAUACAGAAUAAAAGAAGCACACGCAGCAUGGAUCCUGCAAUAAACAGACGAUAUUCCUUCGCUUACGGCAUUUUCGCCUUCCUGCUGCUCCAACUUUGCUACGAUUCCGCGGAAUGCCUGACAAUGACCGAAAUCAAAAUCCCCAAGCACAUAAUGCGCCACGAGGACGCCGCGCUCGGCUGCAAGUUCGAUCUCGACGGGGAGUCACUGUACUCGGUGAAGUGGUACAAGGAUGGCUUCGAGUUCUAUCGCUAUGUGCCCAGGGACAUGCCCCCGGGACAGGUUUUUCCCCUGCCCGGCGUCGAUGUAGAGUUACAAAACUCGACGGACGUGGUUGUUGUCCUGCGCUCAGUUAGCCUUCAGUCAACUGGCCGAUAUCGCUGCGAAGUGUCCGGCGAGGCGCCUUCGUUUCAGACGGUUUCCGGUCACGAGGACAUGAUUGUUGUGGUGACUCCGAAGCAUGGACCACAAAUCACUGGCGGACAGCCGCGGUAUCAAAUUGGCGACAUGGUGCGCGUCAAUUGCACCUCGGCGGCUUCCAGGCCGGUCUGCCAUCUCAGCUGGCUGAUUAACGGGAUGCACGCAAAUCGCUCGCUGCUGCGACCUUAUGAACCCUUGGUUGUGGGUCGCGAAGGGCUGGAGGUCGCCCGAUUGGGACUGGAGUUCCGGGUGCGCGGAUGACAUUUCAAGCACGGCGACAUGAAGCUAAAGUGUGUCGCCAAAAUCUCCUCCGUGUACUGGCAGAGCAACGAGGAGAGUGUGGAGAGCGACAAGCACCAGAGGAUUCCGGUCCUGGAGUCGCGGGAGACGGUCAUGUCCAAGUCACGUCAGUCCAUGGAGAAGGCACAGUCUUCGCUCGAAGACAAACAACUGAAGAAGAGCCGACGCCCUGCAGCGGCAACUUCAGCAGCGGCAGCUGCCUCGUCCAGUGCAACAUCAACUUUGGCGCCAUUUGGGGCGGUCUGGUGUGGCUCAUCGGUGCCCUGGUCACGCAUAUUAGCUUCCAAAUCAAUUGCACGCAUUUCCCUCUACGCGCUGCCAGUCCUAAUAGCAUUUCUGUGUAGCCUUCGACCGGCAGUCGAGGGAAGUUGCUGUCGGAGGAGUUAUGCCAGCCGUGGCAUCCACAGCAGCAGCAUUAGUGGCAGCAACAUCAGCAGGAGCAACACAAACAGGAGCAGCCUGUCGACUCAAUUAGGCUGCGAGAAGGCUGGUCAGCGUAGAUAACAAUUAACCGAAAAGCAAAUAUACAGUCGCGGCAUCAAAAGAGGCGGUAUUAUGGCCUAAAACCCUAUUAAGUUCUUUGUAAAUAUUUCAAGUUUUUGUCACAUCAAGUAUACGCCGCGUGUGCGUCUCGCCUAACUAGUGUAUGUACAUAUCCAUAUAUUUACUGUAUUUAUAUAAAACAUUCAUUAGUAAAGCAUUGAAAUGUC
Drosophila elegans is the source of this 2121-nucleotide messenger RNA. RefSeq lists its product as uncharacterized. The record is from RefSeq and is a predicted model, not a curated record. Lineage: Eukaryota; Metazoa; Arthropoda; Insecta; Diptera; Drosophilidae. The transcript has 7 exons.